Naegleria gruberi is the source of this 648-nucleotide messenger RNA. RefSeq names its product phosphoglycerate mutase. Gene Ontology annotation, cellular component: cytosol. NCBI's taxonomy places the organism in Eukaryota, Heterolobosea, Eutetramitea, Acrasida, Naegleriidae. Gene Ontology annotation, biological process: negative regulation of glycolytic process; regulation of pentose-phosphate shunt; fructose 2,6-bisphosphate metabolic process. The record is from RefSeq and is a predicted model, not a curated record. The coding region runs from base 1 to 648 and encodes 215 amino acids. The transcript has a single exon. Gene Ontology annotation, molecular function: fructose-2,6-bisphosphate 2-phosphatase activity.
AUGGAAAUGUUGGAUGUGUAUUUGAUUCGUCAUGGACAGACGAAUUGGAAUUUAGAAAGAAAGUUACAAGGUCAUAAUGACAUUCCACUCAAUGAGUUGGGUGAAAUGCAAGCUCAAGAGUUAUGCGAAACUUUCCGAAAGGUUACGAAACCCUUUUCUGCAGUUUACUGUUCAGACAUGUUACGUGCCAGAAAAACAGUUGAAAUUGCCUUGAAAGACACUCCUCAUCAACACAUUCCGAUAUUAGAAACUGAACUAUUGAGAGAGAAAUUCAUGUCUCAUUGGGAAGGAAAAUCAUUUGAGGAAAUUAGAGAAAUUGAGGAAGAUUUUCAUCACACUUGGAAUUCCAAAGACGAAUUUCUCUCAUUCAAAUGUGAUCCUAAAGCGGAAUGUCAUACUGAAGUUUAUGCAAGAUUAAUGAAUUUCGUCCAAAAUCAAGUAUUUCAUAAGAAUGUUGGCGAAACUGUAUUAUUCUCAACACAUGCAGGAGUUAUUGGUACUAUAUUAUAUCAUUUGGAUUUUAAGGCUGGUUAUGAUUGGCAUGUUCCAAAUUGUACUUGGAUUAAGGUUAGAAUUUCCAAAGAAGGAAAUGUUAAAAUUUUGGAUAAACAUCACAAAGUUAGACAAGAAUUAAGAAAGGAUGAAUAA